AUGGCCGCGCCGUCGACUGCUGCCGUGCUACCUAGCCGUGGCCAGGAGGGGGCUGGGAUGGACCGAGGGGGGCCCCGUAUGGGGGUGGUGGGUGAGGGGGGUAGUGGGAGGGGGGAACCGGUGGCGCGGGCCUCCUGCACGACAAGCGGGAUGUACGUCGGUCUGUAUCUCAAGGUCCCCCGACCGCAGUUGUGGACGGCGGAGCGGCCUCACCUCUACACCCUAGUGGUGUCGAUGCACCGGGUGGGCCCUCACGGGGAGGUCAACGAGGAGGAAGCGCCGCUGCAGUGCGAGAGCUCGCGCGUGGGUUUCCGGAAGAUCGAGAUCUCCGGGGGACAGCUGCGGGUGAACGGCCGAGCGAUCACGGUGGCGGGCGCCAACCGGCACGAGCACGACGACUCGGGGGGCAAGGUCGUCCCGCUGGAGUCCAUGGUCCGAGACGCUCUGGUGAUGAAGCGCCACAACUUCAACGCAGUGAGGACGAGCCACUACCCGAACCACCCGUUUUUCUACGAGGUCUGUGACCGUCUGGGGCUUUACGUCGUGGACGAAGCGAACAUCGAGACCCAUGGGAUGGAGCCGACGCCUUCCAGGCUGACCAGAGAUCCCGAUUGGCAAGAGGCCCACAUCGAGCGUCUUAAGGGCAUGGUGGAGCGCGACAAGAACCACCCUAGCAUCAUCUCGUGGUCUCUUGGGAACGAGGCCGGCCUGGGGCCGGCGCACUACGCCAUGUCCAAGUGGCUCCGCGUGCGAGACCCUUCCAGGAUCAUCAUGUACGAACCGGCGAUGUUCGAAGGCUCCCCUCCGGCGGCUGCGUCUCGCCGGCAGCAACACCACCAAGAGCAGGAGCAGGAACAAGGCUCCUCCGCCACAGACGUGAUCUGCCCCAUGUACGCCCGCGUAGAAGAGUGCGUCCGGUUCCUCCAGGAAGACGACCGAAAGUUAGCGAAAUCAGAUGACAACGGCGGCGGCGGCGGCGGCGGCGGCGGGCGUCCGCUUAUCCUUUGCGAGUACAGCCACGCCAUGGGCAACAGCAACGGGAACCUCCACAAGUACUGGGAGCUGUUCCGCUCGAACCCCCGCUGCCAGGGGGGCUUCGUCUGGGACUGGGUGGACCAGGGGCUGAGCACAACCAUCCCCGGUCCCCCCGGGGGGGCGGGGGAGGUGGAGACUUGGGGGUACGGGGGCGAUUUCGGGGAGCCGGUGAAUGAUGGGAACUUCUGCGUGAACGGCGUGGUGUGGCCGGACCGCACGCCGCAUCCGGCAUUGGAAGAGUUCAAGUACCUCAUGCAACCCUUCCACGCCUCCAUCCUCCCGAAUGGGGUCACCACCACCACUCUCCGCCCCAGCGCCCCCUCCCCCACGACCGUCACCCUCUCCAUCGCCAACCGGUACGACUUCACCGACAACCUGUGGGACAUUCUCGUGUUCGGAUGGCACGUGGAGGUAGACGGCGUGGUGAUGGCGAGAGGAGACGACCUGUCGCCGUCCUCCCCUCCUCCCCCGAGCAGCGACGACAACGAUCGGGAGCCAGGGGCGACGCAAAAUCAGGGCGGGGGGGAUGAUGCAUCGGGUUUUCCUGCGGCCGCGGGGGAAGGCGGCGGAGCCGGCGCUGGCAGAGUUACGGCCGCGACAUUGAUCUUCGAAUCGCUACCGUCGUUGACGGAGGGCGUUGAGAAGGAGUGCUGGCUGACGGUGACGGGGCGGCUGCGGGUGGCGACGGCGUGGGCCCCAGCGGGGCACAAGGUCGGACACGUGCAGCUGGAGCUGCCGAGGAGCCCCGAAAGCAGCGCGGGAGCGGAGACAAGCGGAGCAGCAGCAGCAGCAGCGGCAGCAGCGGCCGUGACCGAUGACAGCGCCGCUGCCGGAUCGGAACCAGCGGUGGUGGUGGUUGAGGAGCACGCCGAUGUCGACGGCGGCGGCGAAAUAUUGACCGUUUCAGUCCCGCCUCCGGACGGCGGUGGCGACAGCGGUGUUCGGGCUGUAUUCGACAUGCAAAGCGGCCGCCUGUCCCAGCUGCAGCUUCUGGGCGGCGACGAGGGCGAUGCGGUUGAUCUGUUGGAGGCCGUCGAGGGUGAUGAUGAUGAUGAUGGGGUCGAUGGCGAAGGCGAGCACUCGCGCCGAGCUCUGGGCCUCCAGUUCAACCGAGCGCCGACGGACAACGACCGCGGGGGCUACGUGGGGCGUUGGGACGUGGCAGGCCUGCUGGAACCGGCGCUGGGACCGUUCGGCGCCCGCUCCGGGUGGGAGAGGAGAGAGGCCGACGGUGCCGUCUUGGUCACAACGGAGUUCAAGCUGAGGCCGCGUGCGCCGAAGCCCAGGCUGUGCAAGCUCUUCUACAAGCUCCGAGCGUUCCGAGACGAAGCCGAGGCGUGUUCUUCUUCCUCUUCCUCUUCCUCCUCCUCCUCCUUAACGACCCUCUCCCUGCAAAGCCUGCGGGACGACGAGGUCUCCUUCGUACGGGCCACGGCGGCGGCGUGGCGGCUAGGCCACGCCGCGGAGGAUAACAGCGGCGGCGGCGGGAAGGGCGUCCGCGUGUGGCUGCCCCCCGUUCGGCUCAACUCUACGCACGACGUGGCCGCCGGCAUGAGCGUGGCCCCUGAGACCGCGGUAGGGGAUGCCGAGGGCGUUGGGGGAGGGGACGACGAUGACGACGCGGAUGGUGUUGAAGAUUUCGAUGCGGGCGAGUUCGAGUGCAGGGUCUGCUACGCUGUUCUGCCUUCCGGCGUGCUGACGGUGGAGAGUGAUGUCUCUAUGCCGGAACACUGGCCGGUCGUCCCGAGGGUCGGCCUCCGCAUCCUUCUCCCGGGAGACUUCUCCUCGAUCCGGUGGUUCGGCCGCGGGCCGCACGAGAACUACCCGGACAGGAAGGCGUCUACCGUCGUGACCAGACACGCCUCCUCCGUCGCGGAGCAGCUGACGCCCUACAUCAGGCCCGGGGAGUGCGGCGGCAAGGCGGACGUGCGCUGGCUGGAGGUGAGCCGUCCGGCUCAGAACCGGGCACCGGCGGCGGCGGGCAUCGGCGGGGUUAGCAACGCAGCUGCCGCCACCGCGCCAGCUUCCUCCUACGCCUUCGGUGAGCCUGCUAUCCUCUUCGCUGUUCCUGCGGCCACCGCCACGGAGAGCGGCGAAGAAGGCGAUGCAGACGCCAGCGAGCAGCAGCACCAGCAGCAGCACCAGCAGCACCAGCAGCAAGCGGACUCGUCGCCGUCCCUGUUCUCCUUCAGCGCACUGCCCCACCUAGCGGAAGACCUUGCGGGGGCCAUGCACCCCGAGCAGCUCCCCCCGCGGCCCGUCACGGCUGUCAGCCUGGACCACCGGAUCAUGGGGGUCGGCGGCGACGACUCGUGGAGCGCCUGCGUCCACGACGAGUAUCUGGUGAGGCCGGGGCGGUUCAGGUUUUCGUUCGCGCUGGCCCCGUUCUGGCGCCGCCGCCGCCGCGUAGCCGACAACGGGGGCUGUGAGAACGACGGCGGCGAGCAGGCAAGCGAGCUUUGGCGAGCUUUGAGGCAGGGGAAGGAGCUUUGAAAGCUCGAAACACUAGGCUUGGAGGUGCAAGCAAGCGGAUCGCUUGGACAACUAAAUCCCUCCGUCCCCUCGCCCCCUAGAGAGCGCGUGAGGGGUGAGUGGAAGGAGGCGAAUGAACGGUGGGAUUAUUCGAGCCUUCGGGUGAAGGGAGUGGAGUGGCGGGGGGGUUAUGACGCAGAAUUGCGGUCUGUGCAUCGGGAGGGACGGGAAAACACCCUUUCGACAGGUGAAAUCUAAGGAUGUCUAGAGAGUACACGCUUUACACGCUUUGAGAGCCACUGUAGGGAGUAGGCGCACAAUCUCAUCCGGGUUACAAGUCGACGGGGGCGUAGUCGAAACCAAGCGCGUUUGAAACGUAUCCCCAAGCGCUGAAUCUUGUUGUCCGUAAGCCUUGCGAAAACAACCAAACGCGAUGCACCCACGUGGUCAUGGGUAAAAUUUUCACCUAGAAAACGCCUUGACUACGUUUCAACCGUACCCGCCAAGGGAACCC
Ectocarpus sp. CCAP 1310/34 is the source of this 4021-nucleotide messenger RNA. Lineage: Eukaryota; Phaeophyceae; Ectocarpales; Ectocarpaceae. The record is from the annotation of a GenBank genome assembly.